AACUCCACCGCCACUCAUCCAAAACACUGGAAGCAGAAAGAAAUCCUCCCAUUGGAUGGAUUGCCGCGGAUGAGAACAAAAGGAGAGAAAGGAGAAGAAUGGCCACCGCAGCGCUCCGCUUGGCCUCCCAAUUCCCGACGACCACGACCCCGGCCGCCGGGCGGCGGCAGCGGAGGACGGCAGCGACGGUGAGGUGCGGGCUAGCGGACUUCAUUGGAGGAGAUUUCGUCCGGCCGGAUCUUGGGCGGUUCCUGGAGGACGUGGAGAAUCACAAGGCUCUGGCGAUAUACCCGCCGCACGAGGGCGGGUACGAGGGUCGGUACCUGACCCGACUCCGCUACCAGGGCUACCGCUUUCUCGACCUCUCCGCCCGCGGCCUCGGCGACCCGGAGACAACCCUCACCAAGAUCCACCCCGUCUGCCCCCCGCACCUGGGACGGCAACCCAUAGCAAGAUGGUACUUCCCUCCUGAGGUGGACUACCGGCUCUCCUUAUUGCCUCCAAAUGCCAAAGGCCUUGUUGUAUGGAUAAUUGAAGCCAAGGUUCUCUCAAAGGCCGAGUUACAAUUCCUCGCAUUGCUUCCCAGCCUUCGCCCAAAAGUCAGGGUCAUUGCAGAAUGUGGUAACUGGAGGAAGUUUGUUUGGAAGCCACUUAGAGAAAUAGCAGGCCUUCCUUCAAGUGAAGAAGAAUCACAAAUUGGACAGCCAUCGCAAUGAGUUAAAAGAAUGAAGUGAAACUGAUAUUUAGAGCUUUUGUCUCUAUAAUUUGUAAUUCUGUGCUUUUUGUUGUUCUAUUUAAAGUCGCCGAAGAUUAUAUAUAGUAUUUCAAUUCUUUGUUUUGUUUUCCAA
Messenger RNA from Phoenix dactylifera (date palm), 848 nucleotides. It is a transcript of the gene NDHN, whose product is annotated as NADH dehydrogenase-like complex N. The record is from RefSeq and is a predicted model, not a curated record. Lineage: Eukaryota; Viridiplantae; Streptophyta; Magnoliopsida; Arecales; Arecaceae. Gene Ontology annotation, cellular component: membrane. Gene Ontology annotation, molecular function: oxidoreductase activity, acting on NAD(P)H, quinone or similar compound as acceptor.